CAGUAGUUGUCAUCACCCCUACUCCCAUCUCUCCCUCCAAAAAAAAUUUGAUAGUAAUAAUAAGAGGAGAAAAAAAGAAAAAAAAAAACAUUAGGCCAUGAAAUUUUUUUCAGCCAUUUUGUUGGUCCUCUGCCUUUGCAUGGCACCUCAGCGCCUGGACGCGGCCGGGGCUGCACAAGAGGAGGGACUAGGCAUGAUACAGAAAAUGUGUGCACAAACUAACUACAAAGACCUUUGCAUCACCUCCCUGACUUCUGACCCCAACAGCUUCCCUGCCGACAAGAUGGGGCUAGCCUUGGUUGCCCUCCGCCUUGCCUCCUCCAAUGCCUCCGACAUAUCGGAGAGCAUCAAGGUGAUGCUCAACGAAACGAGCCAAAAUAAUGAGCCUACAGUACAACAAGCUCUGUUUGAUUGCCUUGAUGAGUAUCUAGAAGCAUCUCAACAACUUGACGACUCCAUUGCUGCAAUUAUCGCCAAGGCCUAUGGCGACGUGCAGGAAUGGGUGCGUGUGGCAGUCACCAAUGUGCGCACGUGUGAGAGCUCAUUCCCGACGAAGCCGUCUGUGCUGACACCAAGGAACGAGGAGUUUAUUAAGCUAUGUGACAUUGCACUAUCCAUCACCAAGAUUGCAGAAACCAAUUAACUAUAUAAAUUUAUAGUUUUUUUUUCUACCUUUUUCAUGGAAGAUUGGAGCAAAAUGGCUGGUUUUGGCUAUUCUUUAUAUGGUGAAGCUUUUUCAUUAUGUGUUUCUUUUUUCUGUUUGAGAUAUAGUUCCUCUGUUUAGGAUGAGGAGUUGCUAAUUGGUGUAUUAUUAUUGUUUCAAUGGGGAGGGAGAUAUUGAAGUUGGACACAAACACAAAACUCUUUUUUAAAAGGUUUUGUGGAUAAUGGCCGUCUCUAUUUUUUUUCAUAUAUUUGAACUUUUGUCUAAUUUUAUAUAUUAAAAUUGCAUUUAUAUGCCAUGCAAAU
This is a messenger RNA of Cucumis sativus (cucumber), 969 nucleotides long. RefSeq names its product cell wall / vacuolar inhibitor of fructosidase 2. The coding region runs from base 98 to 643 and encodes 181 amino acids. Gene Ontology annotation, biological process: negative regulation of catalytic activity. The record is from RefSeq and is a predicted model, not a curated record. The transcript has a single exon. NCBI's taxonomy places the organism in Eukaryota, Viridiplantae, Streptophyta, Magnoliopsida, Cucurbitales, Cucurbitaceae. Gene Ontology annotation, molecular function: enzyme inhibitor activity.